Durusdinium trenchii is the source of this 3573-nucleotide messenger RNA. The record is from the annotation of a GenBank genome assembly. Lineage: Eukaryota; Dinophyceae; Suessiales; Symbiodiniaceae.
AUGCAAGUGCCUCUUUCUACCCAUGGCUCCUUUCCUCCGUUCUGCAGCCACCAAAUACCACGGCCAUGUCCAUACGUGAGGAGAGAAACUCAAACUUUGCCUAAAGUGGCAAUUGCAGCGUGCUUGCUGUACUCUGGCAACCUGCGAAAGCAUGUGAGCUUGAGGGCUGCAACCGCCACAGAGAAGUUUAGCUUGGCUGUCAAGGAGAGUUUAGAGGCGGCCUUUCAGGUGGCGUAUUCCAUGGGGCAUUUGGCCAACAAGGGUAACACCAUUGGCAGCGAUCAUUUGCUCGUGGGCAUGGCGAGCGUUUCGCAGAGUUCGGUCUCACGAGCACUUCAAUCUGUGGGUGUGACAGCAGAAGGCCUCCAAGAAAAGCUACGCUCUUCGAGACCGUGCAACCCACCGGAGGGUCAGCCACCUGCGGGAGAAGCUCUUUCGCCACCUCUUGACACGGAGGUUCAAUUUUACCUUCGACGUGCAUCAGGCAUGUUGAGGUGGUUGCCAUCUCAAGAUGGAACCAGAAUGCUUGGGACAGAGCACAUCAUGCUUGGCCUUCUGAGCAACGGAAGCCAUGCUGCUGGAAAACUGCUACUGGCCUUCGAUCAAGAAGGCUUCGAUCGAACUGUGGGGAAAUUUGAUUCUGGGUCUGGUGGCUCUGCUUCAAACCCUCGAAGGGCAGCUUUGCGGAAGGCAAUAAUGCAAAUCGUCAACGAGGGCGAAGGAGACGCAAGUGUUGAUCAUUCAAUGUACGCCGUAGCUGCUGGCAGAGUUGGAUCGCCACGAGGAGGCUCGAAGGGGCAGGGAAUCGAAGAGGCUUCACUCCUUGACCGCUUUGCUCCGGACCUGACGACCUUAGCGGAAGAAGGCUCACUGGACCCAUUUUGUGGGCGAGAGGCGUUGAUUGAUCGAAUUGAACGCACUCUUGGCCGGCGGCAGAAGCCCAAUGUACUUCUUGUUGGAGAUCCAGGAGUGGGAAAGACUGCCUUGGUGGAAGCCUUGGCACAGCGUAUUGUACGUGCAGAAGUGCCGUGGUGGCUGAGGGGAAGGAGGCUUCGAAGCUUGGACGUAGCUCAACUUACUGCUGGGACGCGAUUGCGUGGAGACUUUGAGGAGCGGCUAGCUUGUGUACUUCAGGAGAUUGAUGCUGAAAAGAGCAUCUUAUUCAUAGAUGAAGCUCACACAAUAGUAGGAGCUGGAUCAACCAGCUCCAGCUCUUUGGAUGCUUCAGAUAUGCUGAAGCCAGCACUGGCUAGAGGAGGGUUGCAGUGCAUAGCAGCAACCACUGUGGAGGAAUACUCAACAUACUUUGCUCGCGAUGCUGCCCUUGACCGGCGAUUUGAAGUUGUGGAAGUGGAGGAGCCCACAGCGGAAGAGGCCAUCCAGGUCUUGGAAGGGCUACGUAGAGAAUACGAAAGACAUCAUGGAGUCUUGUUUCAAAAUGAUGCCCUGGCUGCAGCUGCGACUUGGGCAGCCCGGCACUUGCCGGAACGAAAGCUUCCUGACAAGGCUAUCGAUAUUGCAGACCGUGCCGCUGUGCUUGCCAAGAGCAGGAUGACCGGCAGCUCGAAGGCAGAAGUGACCACUGCGGAUGUGGCUUUAGUGCUUGAAGAGACUAUUGGCCUUCGUCCUGGCUCUGUGUCUGCAGCUGAAGCACGAGGGAUCGUGGAUCUUGAGGAAACCUUGCACAAGCGGGUUUGCGGGCAAAGGGCUGCGGUGCAGAUGGUGGUGACAGCAGUGGCUCGGGCGAAAGCUGGCUUGCAAGAGACACACCGGCCCAUUGCAUCUUUGCUUCUCUACGGCCCUCCAGGUGUUGGAAAGACAUCACUUGCAACUGCACUUGCAGAGACGUGGCUCGGCUCUCGUCGUGCUCUUGUCCGAGUGGACUGCGCCAGUGCCAGCAGUGCACAGCAAGCAGGCAGCGCGCUUGCAGCAGCUGUGCGGAGACGGCCACACUCUGUGGUGCUCAUUGAUGAAGCGGACAAAGCUGAUCCCGACUUUCUCAGUUUGCUGCUGGAAGUCAUCGAGGAAGCAUCUUUGAGCCUGCUGGGUCCCGGACCUGGACGUGCUGAUUUCCGCCAUACCGUUGUGUUGCUCACUUCCAACGACCCGGCUGGGCCGAAUGGUCUGCCGAGGGCUUUAGCCGAUCGCCUUGAUGGCUCCGUGCACCUAAGGCCUUUGAAUUCCAGUGUGGUGCAAGAGGUGCUUGAUGGCCUUGUUGCGGACUUCUCAUCGCGGCUGCGAGAAACACACGGAGCUGUUUUGCACGUCACGGAAACCUGGAGACAGAUGGUCUUCGACAUGCUUCGCAAUGAGGAAGAUAAGGAACACGCUGGUGUGGGUGCACGUGCGUUGCGACGCAUUCUCCGGGAAUUCCUGGAAGAUCCGAUUGCCUAUGCCAUCCUCAAGCACCAGGCUGUAGCAGCAAAAGAGCACAUGGCUAAAGCUGAGCAGGCGUUGAAACCAUCAUGGAUGUCUUUGAAGUUUAGUCCAGACCACUUGACGGCGUCCAUGGAGUACUCGCAGGCUGCCACCCAAUUCCGGGCUGCAGGGCUUCUGCAAGAAUGCGCUGAUGCUUGGGUCAAGACAGGUGAGAUGAAGGAGCUCCUUCAUGAUCUUUUCAGCGCUGGCCGGGCGUAUGAAAGCGCAGCUGGCAUUUGCGAUGGUAGCGGCCCGGGAGGUCCCAGCGCUGCGAUGAUGCACUGGGAGAAGGCAGUUCGAUGCUUUAGAUUGGCUGGCAAGGUGGAUGUAGCUGCCAAGCUCCUGCUGAAGUUGGCCAGCGUCAAGGAAAAGCAAGGUGAUGUUGAUGGUGCAAAGUCCGCCUUCGAGGAGACCAUAAGUGCUUUUGAACAAGAGGAGAAGGACUAUGAGCUGGGUGACGUCUACAAGACGUACAUUGGUUUUUUAAUUCGACGAGAAGCUUUCGAGGAUGCCCUCAAAGCCAUGGAUGGUCACAUUGCGGUACUGCAAAGGCAAAAGAGCCAGCCUUUUGUGCACAAGGAGCUGCUCUCAAAGAUCGUCCUGCUGAUGAAGUUGGAGGAUUCUGUCAGAGCUGAAGAACUGAUAAGCUCUUCAAACAUUGAAGGUUGGUUUUUGUCCAGAGAGUACCAGGUUGGCACAGAUCUUGUUGAAGCCAUGAAGAGCAACGAUGCAGAAGCGCUCGCAGGACUUCAGAAAGAGCAGAUCUUCACGCGUGGUAGUGAAAAUGGUUGCAUCUACGAAGAACGGGAGCGGAUGGGAUGUCACGCUGGCUGUGUUUGUGCUUGGUUUGAGCAGUGCUAUCCAAAGUUUGUCAUGGUCCGUGGAGAUCAAUCCUCAUCAAAGGCGAAGUCGAAGAUCAACGUAGGAAUUUGUGACCUUGCUAUGCCAGUGCUGGCCGUUGCGUCUGUGUUGCUCUUCUUAGUGCUCAUUUGCCUCGUUGUUUCAGCUCGUAUGUAUUUGACGAAGGAUGCUGUCCCUGUCGACCUUGCUUUUCCGUCGGAUGCAAACCUUGCCUCCUUCGAAGCCAAGGCACCACCAGCUCCGGAACCGGCACCAGCUGACGAGGUGCAUGAGGCGGAGAAAACCAAUGGCUGA